Phytomonas sp. EM1 is the source of this 648-nucleotide messenger RNA. NCBI's taxonomy places the organism in Eukaryota, Euglenozoa, Kinetoplastea, Trypanosomatida, Trypanosomatidae. The record is from the annotation of a GenBank genome assembly.
GUCUUAUUUUUGUUAAUCCUCCAGGGAAAUGCGCAACUACAACAACUUUAAUCGUGUCUGGAAGGCGCCGCGCCGCCCGUUCGAGAAGGAGCGUCUGGACCGUGAGAUGAAGCUGUGCGGCCAGUACGGCCUCCGCUGCAAACGGGAGAUCUGGCGGGUUAACAUGACGCUGUCGAAGAUGCGUCGAACGGCGCGUCUACUGCUCACCCUGCCGGAGAACCACCCCCGUCGACUUCUCGAGGGCGCUGCCAUCAUGCGCCGCUGCCACGAUUACGGCUUCCUCGAAGAAGAAAAGGAUAAGCUUGAUUACGUGCUUUCCCUCACCGUCCCGGAUAUCCUCGAACGUCGUCUCCAGACGAUCGUUUUCAAGGCGGGGCUCGCAAAGUCAGUGCACCACGCGCGCGUUCUCAUUCAACAGCGCCACAUCGCGGUCGCGAAGCAGAUCGUGACGAUCCCGUCCUUCAUCGUGCGCGUGAGCAGCGAACGCCACAUCGCGUUUGCUGACGCGUCGCCGUUCGGAAACGGCCGCCCGGGCCGCGUCCGCCGCGUACGUGCGAAGGCGAGCAAGAAGGCCGCCGCCGGUGGUGACGACGACGACGAAUAAAAAGACCCAAUGCUAUAAUUUUUAAUAAUUUGAAUAUUUAAAAA